Messenger RNA from Pogoniulus pusillus (Red-fronted tinkerbird), 3327 nucleotides. It is a transcript of the gene OTULINL, whose product is annotated as OTU deubiquitinase with linear linkage specificity like. Bases 185 to 1252 code for a protein of 355 amino acids. NCBI's taxonomy places the organism in Eukaryota, Metazoa, Chordata, Aves, Piciformes, Lybiidae. The transcript has 8 exons. The record is from RefSeq and is a predicted model, not a curated record.
GUGUUCGUUUCUGCUUUGUUUCUUAAGUCUUGUUUCUCACUUGCCGCUUCUGGGGCUUUCCUCGCCAAGCGGCAGUGCCCAGCAAGCUGCUCCGAAAGCCUUGGCAAAGGGGCUGCCGCGGGCGCCCACGCACCCGCACCCCCGCCCGCAGCCGUGCAACUGGCGGGGCCGGGCGGCUGUGGGGAUGUCCUUGGGGAAAGCCCCGGGCGACGAGGCUCCCGGGAGGAGUUUUACCGGAAAGUAUGAGGUGUGGUCCUGGGCAACAGCCACCAAGCAACUCGUGUGUCCUGUGUGGCAAAAAGUGAAAGCAAAGCUGCUGCAAAGCAUGUCUUUCCUCGUUGUUGUUUUUGGCUACUGCAGAAGGCUAUACUGCUUUUUAGCACAGCUAGUGAAACGGUGGAGCAACUACCUGCAGAGAAAACUCAGAAGGAAUCUCAGUGUGCUGACAGAAGUUGAUCUACUUGGUUAUAGUGCAAGAGAAUGGAAAGGAGAAACAAAGCAGGCCAAGCACAUGAGGGAGGCAUAUGAAGAAUUGUUUUGGAGCUGCCAUAUCAAAUACCUGCGGCAAGUCAGGAAGGACAACUACUGUGUGCUAAGAGCAGUCCUUUUCCAGGUAUUCAGUCAAGGCAUUCCUUUUCCAUCCUGGAUGAAGGAGAGAGAUAUAUUGAAGCUCCCUGAAAAGCUUUUGUAUUCUCAAGGAUGCAACUGGAUUCAGCAAUACAGUUUUGGGCCAGAGAGAUACACAGGUCCUAAUGCCUUUGGUAAACUGCGCAAGUGUAUGGAGGCACUGAAGGCAAAUUGGGCUGAAAUAAGUGCUACUAAAGACAGUGAAGAAAGAGGAAACCUGUGUAAUACCCUAUUUUCUGAUGAGAGCAAGGAGCACAAACUCUACGAGGCCGUAAAGUUCAUGAUGCUCUACGAAGUUGUGGAAGCCUACGAGCGGAUAAAAAACAGGGGAGAAUCUGUGCACAACCUUUUUAGAGUCCUCCUUGCUCGUGAGUCUUCAUCUGACCCUUUGAGCUUCAUGAUGAAUCAUCUGAACUCCAUAGGUGACUCUACUUGGCUAGACCAGGUUGAACUGUUUCUUCUUGGAUACUUACUUGAAGUAAAGAUAAGAGUUUACAGACUGCAUAGGUUUAAUACUGAGGAAUUUCAAGUGAACUAUCCAGAUGAAUACCGAAGGGAAUGGAAUGAGAUUUCUCUCCUGACUGAGGAUGACUGCUACUAUCACAUCCCCCUCUACAGAACAUGAAGGACCAGUGACUUUUUUUUCCCUUUGUGAACAUAUUUAUAUAUUGAGUGACCAGUUUCAGUGAAUUAGAUCUUUAAUUGUCAGCAGUAAGAUUGUUGAGAAUGCUUAUUAAUGAUUACAUAAUCAUUCAUGGUUUAUUGUGUAAAUGUUUAGUUUCCCAUUGCAGCUCAAUUCACCAUCAGUCAGACAUGAAAAACAUAGUAGUGUCUAGGGAAAAAGAAAUGUGUUUUUUUGGAGGGUUGUCAAACAAAAGAGAAUGAACUGCCUGACAAAGAAAGCCAAGGUAAUUCUGCUGAGGGAUUUAGUUUAGUCAAGGACUUUUCAGUAUGAAAUUAAUGAUUGGACUUGAUGAUAGAAUCAUAGAAUCAGUCAGGGUUGGAUCCAGCUUGAACCUCCCCACCUCCAGCUUUGCUCCAUUCCCCCCAGUCCUGUCACUCCCUCAGAGCCUAAAAAGUCCCUCCCCAGCUUUUUUGUAGCCCCCUUCAGAUCCUGGAAGGCCACAAGAAGGUCACCUGGGAGCCUCCUCUUCUCCAGACUGCACAGCCCCAACUCUUUCAGUCUGUCCUCACAGCAGAGUUGCUCCAGCCCUCUGAUCAACCCAGUGGCCCUUCACUGGACACACUCCAGCAUCUCCACAUCCUUCUUGUAAUGCCGGUCCAGAACUGGAUGCAGUACUCCAGCUGGGGUCUCAGCAGAGCAGAGUAGAGGGGCAGAAUCACCUCCCUCCACCUGCUGGCCACACUUCUCCUGAUGCAGCCCAGGCUCUGCUUGGCUUUCUGGGCUGCAAGUGCACACUGCUGGCUCAUGUUGAGCUUCUUGUCCACCAGCACCCCCAGGUCCCUCUCCUCAGGGCUGCUCUCCAGCCAUUCCCUGCCCAGCCUGGAGUUGUGCUUGGCAUUGCCUUUUUAGCCAGCUGCAGGACCUUGCACUUGGUCUUGUUGAACCUCCCGAGGUUGGCUUGUGCCCACCUCUGCAGCCUGUCCAGCUCCCUCUGGAUGCAUCCCUGCCCUCCAGCCUGGCUGCUGCACCACACAGCUUGGUGUGGGCAGCAAACUUGCUGAGGCUGCACUCAGUGCCUCUGUCCAUGGCACCCACAAAGAUGUUGAAUAAGACUGGUCCCAGGACUGAUCCCUGAGGGACUCCACUUGUCACUGGCCUCCACUUGGCCACGGAGCCAUUGACAGCCACUCUUUGGUGCAGCCAAAUUUUACUCAGUUGUGUUUUCUGAAGGAAUUAACUGUUUUGAUUAUUUUGGAAGAAUUACUAAAAUGGUAUGGGCAAAAUCUUUGUGAAGAUCUUUCUAAUCCCUUAGGCAUACAGGUGCACUGCAGAGAGUGGGUUUACUAAGAAACAAAGCUGCCCUUUUCCUUAUCAUAAGAGAUAUGAGGACAGGCAGGUUUGGUGUACACCAGGAGUAGAUACAAGCCAAUAACUGAUGUGAACAGGGCCUGCAGGAGCUGAAGUAGCUGCAUCAGGUAACUAAAUGUGGGAAAUGCACAGAGGGAGAGCAGUUCCUUUGCAUAAAGGAAAGCAGUUUUAUUCCUUACAGUCUUCUUCUAUUUGUAUUUAUCUGUGUAUAUAUAUUUAUAAACACAAACACCUGAGUUUGGUAUUGUAACACUUCUUCCAGAGUCAGUAAUUUGUAGCUUUUCAUUUAGAAGGCUUUAUACUUACAAUAAUUUCAUCUCCUCAAAACCUGCAUAUCAAACACCUUAUUUAUUAAAAUAAACUCUUUUUUGCCUUGAAUGAAAUAAUUUGUCUACUUUAGAUUUGGUUCUGCUUUGCAUGGGGAAAUGUUAUAAUGCCUGAUCAUGGGAUGCUGCUAUCAUUUUAGCAUCAACAGUAACAUUUAACAGCUAUCAAUAAACUUCACUACCUUUUACUGUUGUUUUGGUACAAGCAGGCACACCAAAAAAUGAUGCAUUUUUAUCUUGAGCUUUUAAUUGUUUGCAUAUUAUUUAUGAAGAGGAAUAAAACCGACAUUACAUCUGACUGUUGAAUUGUCCAAAUGUAUGCUUCUGUUACAUUGAGCAUAUGAAUAGCAGGGAGUUAAUAAAGAUCUAAACCAGACAGCA